Solanum tuberosum (potato) is the source of this 1427-nucleotide messenger RNA. Its product is annotated as probable aminotransferase TAT2. The coding region runs from base 72 to 1346 and encodes 424 amino acids. Gene Ontology annotation, molecular function: L-tyrosine:2-oxoglutarate transaminase activity; pyridoxal phosphate binding. The record is from RefSeq and is a predicted model, not a curated record. Gene Ontology annotation, biological process: L-tyrosine catabolic process; biosynthetic process. NCBI's taxonomy places the organism in Eukaryota, Viridiplantae, Streptophyta, Magnoliopsida, Solanales, Solanaceae. The transcript is spliced from 8 exons.
CUCUCUCUCUUUCCUAUUUUUCUUGUUAAUUCUUUUUUUUUUUUGGUUGCAUUUUUGGACAUAUUUUUGAUAUGGAAAGCCAAACAAAUUAUAUAGGUGAAAAUUACACAAAAGAGUUGGAAACACCUACAAAUAUCACUAUAAAAAAGAUUCUUGGCUUGUUGAUGGGCAUCAUAGAUGGAGAUGAUGAAAUGAAGAGGGAAGUGAUCUCAUUGGGAAUAGGAGAUCCAACAGCUCAUUCAUGCUUUCACACAACAAAUGCAGCUAAGGAAGCUGUUGUUGAGAGUCUUCUUAUUGAUAAAUUUAAUGGCUAUUCUCCCUCUGCUGGUCUUCCAACUACUAGAAAGGCAAUUGCAAGCUACUUAUCAAGAGAUCUUUGUUAUGAAUUAUCACCAGAAGAUGUGUAUAUUACUGUUGGUUGCACACAAGCUAUAGAAAUAGCAGUGUCUUUUCUUGCAAAACCUAAUUCUAACAUUUUGCUACCAAGGCCUGGCUUCCGAACUUAUGCACUUUGUGCUUCUUUUAGAAAUAUUGAAGUUAGGUACUAUGAUCUUGUACCUCAAAAUAAUUGGCAACUUAAUUUGGAGGCAAUUGAAGAUUUGGUUGACCAAAAUACUAUUGCAAUUGUUAUUAUAAAUCCUGGAAAUCCUUGUGGAAAUGUCUACUCUUAUGACCAUUUAAAGAAGAUAGCAGAAACUGCAAAGAGAGUGAAGACAUUGAUCAUAGCAGAUGAAGUUUAUGGACAUCUUGCUUUUGGAGAAACCCCUUUUAUACCAAUGGGAUUAUUUAGUUCAAUAACACCAAUAUUAACACUUGGUUCAUUGUCAAAAAGAUGGUUAAUUCCUGGUUGGAGACUUGGUUGGUUUGUCAUUAAUGAUCCUAAUUGCAUUUUCAAAUCCCCUAAGAUUAUUGAACGUAUCAAUAAUUAUUGUGACAUAUGUGCAAGUCCCACAACUUUCAUACAGGCAGCAGUCCCCAAAAUUAUUGAAAAUACCAAAGAGGAUUUCUUCAAAAAUACACUCAAAAUGUUAAAGAAAAAUUCAGAUAUAUGUUAUGAAAAGAUACUCGAAAUUCCAUGCCUAAAUUGCCCUUAUAAACCUCAAGGUUCAAUGGUUGUUAUGGUGAAUCUCAAUAUAAUUCUCCUCCAAAAUAUAAUUGAUGAUAUGGACUUCUGUUUUAAGCUUGCCAAGGAGGAAUAUGUCAUUUUACUUCCUGGAACUUCUGUGGGACUUAAAAAUUGGAUCAGAAUCACAUUUGCAGUUGAGUCAUCUUUUCUUGAAGAAGGAUUAAAAAGACUCAAAUCUUUUUGCCUCAGGCAUUCCAAGCCCCAAAAUUUAAUUAAUUAAUUAAUGCUAAUUUUCUGAAUUUGAUUUUCAUAAUUCUUGGCUAAUUUGGUGAAUAAAUUCAAGUAUAAUGUUUAUUCUAAA